Molecule: messenger RNA, 3655 nt
Organism: Mus musculus (house mouse)
Lineage: Eukaryota; Metazoa; Chordata; Mammalia; Rodentia; Muridae
Gene: Papss2
Product: 3'-phosphoadenosine 5'-phosphosulfate synthase 2
Exons: 13
Coding region: 178-2037 (619 amino acids)
Biological process (GO): sulfate assimilation; 3'-phosphoadenosine 5'-phosphosulfate biosynthetic process
Molecular function (GO): ATP binding; adenylylsulfate kinase activity; sulfate adenylyltransferase (ATP) activity
Source: RefSeq, a predicted model, not a curated record
GCGGAGCCGACGGGGCGGAGAGGAGCGCGGCGGGAGGAGGAGUAGGAGAAGGGGGCCGGUCAAGGGAAGUGCGACGUGUCUGAGGAGCCUUUUUAUACCUCCUUCCCUGGAGCCCGGCAGCCACCGCCGCCAUCCACGUCUCUGCGCCCUGGACCCGGGCUCUGUCACAACCGCAGCAUGUCGGGGGUCAAGAAGCAGAAGACGGACCAGCAAAAAUCCACCAAUGUGGUCUACCAGGCCCAUCAUGUGAGCAGGAACAAGAGAGGACAAGUGGUUGGAACCAGGGGAGGAUUCCGAGGAUGUACCGUGUGGCUAACAGGUCUCUCUGGUGCUGGGAAAACAACCAUAAGCUUUGCUUUGGAAGAGUACCUUGUAUCUCACGCCAUCCCAUGUUACUCUCUGGAUGGGGACAAUGUCCGUCAUGGCCUUAAUAAGAACCUGGGAUUCUCUGCGGGGGACCGAGAAGAGAAUAUCCGCCGGAUCGCGGAGGUGGCCAGGCUCUUUGCCGACGCCGGCCUGGUUUGCAUCACCAGCUUUAUCUCUCCUUUUGCAAAGGAUCGUGAGAAUGCCCGAAAAAUCCACGAAUCAGCAGGACUCCCGUUCUUUGAGAUCUUUGUAGAUGCGCCUUUAAAUAUCUGUGAAAGCCGAGACGUAAAAGGACUCUACAAACGAGCCCGAGCAGGAGAGAUUAAAGGGUUUACAGGCAUCGAUUCUGACUAUGAGAAACCUGAAACUCCAGAGUGUGUGCUGAAGACCAACCUGUCUUCAGUAAGCGACUGUGUGCAACAGGUGGUGGAACUUUUGCAGGAGCAGAACAUUGUACCCCACACCACCAUCAAAGGCAUCCACGAACUCUUUGUGCCAGAAAACAAAGUCGAUCAAAUCCGAGCUGAGGCAGAGACUCUCCCAUCACUACCAAUUACCAAGCUGGAUCUGCAGUGGGUGCAGAUUCUGAGUGAAGGCUGGGCCACUCCCCUCAAAGGCUUUAUGCGGGAGAAGGAGUACUUGCAAACUCUACACUUCGACACUCUACUGGACGGCGUGGUUCCCCGUGAUGGAGUCAUCAACAUGAGUAUUCCCAUUGUAUUGCCCGUUUCUGCGGAUGACAAGGCACGGCUCGAAGGGUGCAGCAAAUUUGCCUUGAUGUACGAAGGUCGGAGGGUCGCUCUAUUACAGGACCCUGAAUUCUAUGAGCAUAGGAAAGAGGAGCGCUGUUCUCGUGUGUGGGGAACAGCCACUGCAAAGCACCCCCAUAUCAAAAUGGUGAUGGAAAGUGGGGACUGGCUUGUUGGUGGAGACCUACAGGUGCUAGAGAGAAUAAGGUGGGACGAUGGGCUGGACCAAUACCGCCUUACGCCUCUGGAGCUCAAACAGAAGUGUAAAGACAUGAAUGCUGAUGCCGUGUUUGCAUUCCAGUUGCGCAAUCCUGUCCACAAUGGUCAUGCCCUCCUGAUGCAGGACACCCGCCGCAGGCUCCUGGAGAGGGGUUACAAGCACCCAGUCCUCCUGCUCCACCCUCUUGGGGGCUGGACCAAGGACGAUGACGUACCUCUGGAAUGGAGGAUGAAACAGCAUGCAGCUGUACUGGAGGAAAGGGUCCUGGAUCCCAAGUCAACUAUUGUUGCCAUCUUUCCAUCUCCUAUGUUAUAUGCUGGUCCCACAGAGGUCCAGUGGCAUUGCAGAUGCCGGAUGAUUGCAGGAGCCAAUUUCUACAUUGUGGGUAGGGAUCCCGCAGGAAUGCCCCAUCCUGAGACAAAGAAAGACCUAUAUGAACCCACCCACGGGGGCAAGGUCUUGAGUAUGGCCCCUGGCCUUACCUCUGUGGAAAUAAUUCCGUUCCGAGUGGCUGCCUACAAUAAAAUUAAAAAGGCCAUGGACUUUUAUGAUCCAGCAAGGCACGAGGAGUUUGACUUCAUCUCAGGAACUCGCAUGAGGAAGCUCGCCCGGGAAGGAGAAGAUCCCCCAGAUGGCUUCAUGGCCCCGAAAGCGUGGAAAGUGUUGACAGAUUACUACAGGUCUCUGGAGAAGACCAACUAGGUGCUCCUGGCUCUGGCUUCUUCCUCAAGUGCUCUCUGACGAUUUUUUUUUUCUAUUUUUGUGAUUUAGCUGCUCUGUAUCCAAUUGCUUCUCGGUGACUUUUUAAAGCUAGUAUUUUUGCAAUGAAGUAAAAAGCUGUAACCAUAAUUUAAAACCAAGUUCAUUAUGUCUAUGAAGCUCACACUGGAGACUGAGUCUUAGGUGAAAGCAAUAUCGUUGUACGUUCCAGAAUGAAAGCAUUUGCACUGUACACUUCAUCUCAGCCACUAUGUCUCAGAUUUCUUAAAAAUGUAACUGUGUGGCUAGCUGACUAGCCCAGAACAGAAUCAUACUUUCCAGCUUACUUGUGCCAGCCUGGAAUCUCAAUGUCACUUACCAAAAGAAAACACACACACACACACACACACACACAUACAUACACACACACACACACACAUAUACAUACACACACACUGUCGCUUUGAAGGAAAUGUGUUAUAUCAGGACUCUUACUUCAUAACUACACAUACCAUCACUGCCCAAUGUACGAGCUGAAGAUGCAACUGGAAGAAAAAUUCAUGUGAAGAUGUAAAUUAAGUCUUAAAGAACAAUGUAAUUUAUGUCUGCCAUGAAAAUGUCAUCAUCCAAUAGAGAGAGACGCUCUAAUGGCCUUCUAUGAAUAGUUACUCUAGUUUGGCUGGCACUUUUCAAAAGCAUGGUAUGCUUGGAUCAAAACAACCCCCCCCCCAGACUAAACCACCAGGGUAUAUUGUAGACUACUUUCCCCACACUUUGCUGUGGCCAUAGUUAUUAUAGAAGCACCUAAGUGAUCGCUGUAAUCAAAACCAACCCACAUUAUUAAUGAGAAGCUAAAACUUGAUUUCUGUAGCAAAGAUAAAAUCCAAACAUCAUCCUAGUGAAGAUAUAUACACAUAAGCUUUGAGAGCUGCUGAGCACUGUAAUAUACAAAGUUGACAUUAGUGAAUACUGCCGACACUGAAAGACUGACCAUCCUCCUAAGCUAGGGCCCUGCCUACCCUAGACAACACAGGAAGAGGUUCCGAUUUCCUGAAGCUACUUAGUGAAGCUCUCCUUGAGGAUGCUAAGAAGCAACCACCUUGGAGACCGAAGGUUUAGGGUAUCCCAAACUCUUGAUGUUAUAAGUUUCCAGAAUGAACCUGUUGUGAGAUGUCCUUUGAUGGUUUAUUUGCUAAGAGGGAAUUUUGGUAUUUUAUGCAUGGUUCAUUGUUGCCAAGAAAUACAUAAGAGAAAAGGCAUCUUUACAUACAGGUUUCUUUGGAAGAGACCACAGACUGAAAAGAGAAACUGAUUUUUUUCAUACUGCCACGUUUUUUAAAAAUGCUAGGAAAAGCUCUACUGAGAGUAAGUUAUAUACUGUGACCACAGCAAAGUGAGUCUUCGACUGUAUGGCGCCUGUGCUCACUUACAUCAGAGCUAUUUAUUCACUGCUGCCUUUAAAACUAUGUCUUCACUGAAAACGUGACAGGGUUGUAGUGCCUUCUUAGCAUAUGAAGUUGUGAUUUUAAGACAGUAGAGUGCCUUUCUGCUGUAGCACACAGCAUAACUGUUUCAGUGUCCCGCUGGUACCUGUUCUUAUUCAAUAAAUCUCUCAAAAGAC